AUUCGUGUUAUAGACCUCACAGAUGGUAAUGGGUUUAGAUGUUUACAUCAGUUUGAUGUUGGUAAAGUCAUUGCUAAGGAGAAGGACCCUAAAUUUAUGGAACAAAAUGAAACCAAGAAAGGGCCUGUCACCAUAAGUAGUAGACCAACAUGGAAGCAGGGAGACCGGAACAAUUCAGUGAGUGAUGUACCUGACAACAUUGAUGACAGUGUAGAAGCUGGAUCAUCUGUACUCUGUUUAUAUUAUACAUAUGUACAUGAAGAGACCCUGGCUAGACAGGCAUCUACCGUAUCUAGAGAUCUACCAUUCCUCUCAAACAAAACUGAUGUUGUAGGUGAUUUAUUGAAAACCUCUCCUAUGUUGAUGGUGGGUACAACAGCAGGCAUGCUAGAGUUUAAUGCUAGAACACUAGAUAUGGCUGGCUAUGUUGACUUUCAAGAUCCAGUAAGCUGUAAAGAUAACUUGAAUGCUGAUACAAAGACAUUGAAUGCUGCUGGUACAAUUAUAUUUGGUCAAAGUUCUGAUAACAAGAUUUGGUGCAUAGUAGGAAGUCCUUUCCAAAAUGUUGUUCAUAUAUUAAAAUGGGGAAAGUCAGAAAGUAAAUCUAGGAAUCAGACACCAGUAUCACGAAGUUCUGGGAACCAGACACCAGGGUCACAGAGUUCAAGUGAUCUAACAGAUAUAGAGGACAGAUUUUCAGCUAUGGAUCCCUCUUCUAGAGCUGAAAGUACACAGAAACAAAUAGAAAUAACAGUAUUAUCUAAGUCAGCCUUACUGGAUGAUUCACCAUUGAGAGCUGACAUGACACCAAAGACUAAAGAUACUAAAGAUAAAACCCCUAGAGAUUUUGUAACUCCUCCAAAGAAAGGUGCUAUAUUAGAUAAACAGCCAGUCACAUUCAAGACAAAAAUAAAAUCAUCUGGUUAUACUGCUGCUCCAAGAAUGACCAUGUUUACACCAUCAACAAACAUUUCUGCAAAACCUAAAAUACUGGCAAAGUCAAGUGCUAGGCAGACUCAGUCAGCUCGAGAGUACCCAGUACGUGGUAACCCUCCAGUAAAUCUUUUGACAAAAUUUGAUGUCGCUGAGAGACCAACAGCUGUCAACACAAUAACUGUUUCUGUUAUUUAUAAUUGUACAGAUGGAGGUCAGAACCUAGCAUGUGCUCUUGCCAAUAAGUCAGCCCUUGUGUUCAGUGUUCCAUUGUCAAAUAAAGGUUCUACAGCCUAUACAGGACAUAACCACAUAGUGACCUGUGUAGACUGGAGUCAUACUGGUUCCCGGCUUCUCACAUGUUCUGAUGAUAAGACAGCAUGUGUAUGGGUCAAAGGUCAAUCAGAUCCUGUAAUGACCUUUGACAGAAUGGUUAAAAACACAGCUAAUACGGAGAGUAAAAUUAACAAAAAGGAUAACAAAGCCUAUACUAAAGAAGUGCACUUUGGACAGUUUUAUUUCAUGGAUAAAUUUAUUUUACUGUGUGUUGGAAACCAACUUCUCAUGUAUAAAUAUUAUAUAGAUACCAACAAAAAUGAUAUACAAAGGUAUUUAGCUCAGGGUAAAUAUAAGCUGGUACAAGAAUGGGGUGUAGAGUCACAACAAGUGACAGCCAUGUCAGCCAUUAACAGUUUCCUGUCUUAUAUUGUAUUAUGUGCAUGCAGUAACAAGAGUAUAGAAGUAUUUGAUCUGAACACUGGACAGAUGGUGAGAAAAAUGACAGAUGUUCAUUCAAGACCUGUACAUGCAUUAUGUCAAAAUGAGGGAUCACAAUUUGUAUCUCAUCCAUCAAGUGCCUAUGAUUUGUUUGCCUCGGCUGCAGCAGGUGAUUGUAUCAAACUGUGGGAUCUUAGAACUAACAGAUGUGUAAGGAGAUAUGAAGGUCAUUUAAACAGAGUUCACCCAUGUGGUUUAUCAUUUAGUCCUUGUGGAAGAUUUAUUGCUACAGGAUCAGAAGAUAAAUGUAGUUAUAUAUUUGACAUGAGAUCAGGGACAUUUUUACAUAAAUUACAAGGUCACAAUGAUGUUGUGUCUGAUGUAGCAUUUCACCCUUCAACUCCGCAGCUUUUCACAUGUAGUCUAGACGGAAAGUUAAACCAAUACACCAACAGAUGAUAACAAAUUCAAGUUUUAGUCUUGGUACAUUUGUGCUGUCUUAAAAAUCUAGUCCUUGCAAAAUUGCCAAAUACGAUUAAAGUGGUCAAGGUGAACAAGUCAUGUUAAUGUACUUGAGCAAGAUAUACAGGAUAGGAAAAUGUUGUUGUAUAUCGUUGAGCUUCCAGAUAUAAUUGACUGUAAUCCGCCUGAAAGGAAGAUGGAUUGUGGGAUUGACAACACUCAUGAUUUAAACAUGAGAAGAAAUCAACGCUGAUUUACAUAGCAGAGAAUGAAUAUAUGAAUAAAUUGUGAGAAUGCAAAUUUUCAAUACAUUAACUAUGUAAAAUUGAUAUGUAAUAUCAGUAAACAAAUGAUUAACUCUUGGUGUCUAUCGCUUUCAGAAAGAAUCUCAUGGUAUCAAAGAUAAUAUUGUGGGGAUUAAAAUGUUCAUCUUUUAUUACAUUCACUUAAAACUACCUCUACAUGAUGUGUUUCAAAAAUAUGCUUUGUGUUCUUCACUUAAAUUUCUCAUUAAUUAUCUCUUGAUGCUGACUUAAUUCAAUAUAAUUGUUUGUCAUUUUAAGUUAAUAGUCAAACUAUUUU
Molecule: messenger RNA, 2694 nt
Organism: Ruditapes philippinarum (Manila clam)
Lineage: Eukaryota; Metazoa; Mollusca; Bivalvia; Venerida; Veneridae
Product: WD repeat-containing protein 27-like
Exons: 18
Molecular function (GO): protein binding
Source: RefSeq, a predicted model, not a curated record